UUUUUUUUUAGAUCAGUGGGACACACACACUUCUAAGCGGCUACUAGCUCACUAAAGUACAUGAUGGUUCAUGUACUAGCCCCCAAGUAUAGCUGAUUUGAGUCCUGGCUCUGACUGUCUGCAUGUUGAAUUGUCCUUGAGCAAGACACUGAACCCUAAUUUGCUCCCAGUGGCCAUGGCAGCUAUAAGAAUGUGGAUAAAUGUGAGGCUUUGUAAACCAUUUUGGGCACUGUGAUAGUGUGAAGUGCUAUCUAUAUAAGAGGAGUCUAUUUGUUUACAGACCUCGGGGGAUUGUUAUAGUAGUAUUGUGUUACUGCGCCAGUGAAAUGGUCAUCGUUGUUUGUGCGCUAGACAGUGCUGAGUCCCGAGCAAGCCCAAGAUGACGUCACGCACCUGUUAAUGUUCUACGACAUCGAGCAAUUUCACACGAGCGCCCCAUGGUCGCAGUAUAACACACCAAACAAACAACGUUGACUCCACUCACAGGCAGGGGACUUUCACGCUCUGAAAGAAGAGUACGAGUGGGCGCUCUUUCCCCUCGGCUCACGCUCUUCCCAUCUCUGCUGCCAGUUCGUCGGCUCCCCCUUAGCCUUUAGCCUAGCGAGCCGCCAGCAAUCAUCACAUUAUGUCGCAGGCGCUUUCAGAGGAGGAGUUUCACCGUAUGCAGGCUCAACUGCUGGAGUUGAGGACACACAACUAUCAGCUGUCUGAUGAGCUGAGGAAGAACUCCGCUGAGCUGAGCGCCCUGCGACAGAAAAAUGUGGUGCUGGAAAGAGAUUUUGUCAAAGCACAGAAGGCUCUGAAUAAGAGCAAAAGAGCACAGGAAGUAGAAGCGCUGCUGAGCGAGAAUGAGAUGCUACAGGGGAAACUUCACAGUCAGGAAGAAGACUUUCGACUUCAGAACAGCACACUCAUGGCUGAGCUCUCCAAGUUGUGCAUGCAAAUCGAGCAGCUGGAGCAGGAAAACCAGCACCUCAAGGAAGAGGGAGGCUCGGCAGCUUCCCAGGUGAGCCCCGACGCCGCCCCCAGUCCUGCUGAUGAAGAGCUUCUGCGCCUCCAGGCUGAGAACGCCACACUGCUGAAGAAAGUGCGAGCACUGCAGGAGCACUGUCGCACUGAGCAGCCGACGACCGCACUUUCUCAGGGCGACCAAAAUGCUACCUCACAGACGGACCGGUCAGCUGGUGCCAAUGGUGUGUGUGAUGUCAGUGGAAAAGGGGAGGAACCCGCAGCGGAGGUGGCUCAUGACAAUUGCCAGCAGAGUGAAGCCCAGCUGAAACAAACAAAAUUACAUGGCCUGUCAGAGAAGAGCGUAGAGGAGAUUGUAGCUAAGCACUCAGAGCUAGGCUGGUCGGCUGCUCUGUGUCCAAUAACUCACUGCUUUGGAGCAGAGCUGGAGGUCGCCCUGAACACCCAGCAUGAGGAGAAGAGGCUGCUGAGGGAGCAACUACGCCACCUGGAGGUGACCAAACAGGCCGAACUCUCCAAACUGCAAGAGGAAUUGUCAAAGCUGUCUGACAAGUUAAAGAAGAAACAGGAGAGUUUCCAACAUCUUCACGCAGAGAAGGAGAUUCUGUACAAUGACAGCAGGACAAAGAUUGAGGAGAUCAAUCAGAGGAAAGAGGAAGAGCUCAAGUUGAUGAACACACGAAUCCAGAAAUUACAGUUGGAUUUAACUGCAGCCAAUCAGGUCACGAUGGAGCUGAGAGAGAAGCUUGAAAGCAGUGACAAAGAACACCAGCUGGCUGUGAACACUCUCAAAGAUCAGGUAGCGAGUGCAGUCAGUCAGGAGCAAGUGGACAACAUCUUGCAGGAGAACAAUGCUCUGAGAACUAACCUAGCUGCUUUAGAACAGAUUCAGGCGAGUAAGAUGCAGGAAGUCAAUAUGCUGCGCGAGCAGCAGGAGGCGCAGGCGGCCGAACUGCAUCAUUGUCGGGCGGAGCAGGAAAAGCUUUUGGCCCAGAGGGACGACCUGGACUCGCAGCUGCAGGAGUCCAGUUUUGCCAACAGGAAGUUGUUGGAGCAGUUAACAGAAGAAGGACAAGAGAAGGAGAAGCUCCUGAGGGAGUUUGAAGAGAGCAAGAAGACAGCAGAGAAGAGGAAGGCCAUGUUGGAUGACAUGGCCAUUCAGCUAAACCAGGAGAAGUCCAACCAAAAGGAGGCACUGUCGGACCUCAGACUGCAGCACGAGAAGGAAGUCCUUGGUGUGAGGGCUCGCUAUGAGAAGGAACUACGAGGUCUUCACGAGGAGAAAACUCGCUCUGAGGAGGACAUUCGGCAGCAGCUCCGAGAUGAGAAGGCUCGUAGCAAGGAGCUUGAGAGUCUUCAGACCAAAGUGCAAGAACUUCAUCGUCAGCUGCAGUCCAUGGAAGAAACCAAAGCAUGGUUUGAACGACGUCUCAAUGAGGCUGAGGAAAACACAGACAAGUUGACUUUGGAACAUCAGGAAGCCGUCAAAACUCUCCAUGAGCAACACACACUGAAUCUACAGGCCAAGCAGGCCGAGGUGGAAGUGGUCCACGGGCAGCUAGUGGAGGUCCAAAAUCAGAGGGAUGAACAUCACAGCACUAUCGUCAAACUCAAACAGGAGAUCAAAGACACAGUGGAUGGACAGAGGAUUUUAGAGAAGAAAGGAAGCGCAGCGUUGAAGGACUUAAAAAGACAGUUGCACCUGGAGAGAAAGCGAGCAGACAAACUACAGGAGAGACUUCAAGAAAUUCUAACCAACAGCAAAAGCAGAACGGGCCUCGAGGAACUCGUCCUAUCUGAGAUCAACAGUCCCAGUCGCACUCAGCAGACCGGAGACUCGUCCUCCGUCUCGUCCUUCUCCUACCGAGACAUGAUGAAGGAGUGCCAGAGCAGCGGUCAGAAUAAGUCAGGAGGAGGAAGUCCUCAGUGUCAGCGUGCCGCGGAGCUGUCUGACGACGAGCUAGGAGAAUUGUUCCAGAGGCUUGCUGAGGUCCAGCAGGAGAAAUGGAUGCUGGAGGAGAAGGUGAAACAUUUGGAGGUGAGCUGCUCGUCCAUGGCGGAGGACAUCUGCAGGAAGAGUGCCAUCAUCGAAACAUACGUCAUGGACAGCCGCAGAGAUGUGUCGGGCGGCGCUGCAGGUGGUCAUGGAGGAGCUUCUCAGGCCGACCGAGGAGGUCUGGGUUCCGUUUUGAGGGACCUGGUGAAGUCAGGAGAUGAGAACGUUCGCGAGAUGAACAAGAAGCUGCAGAACAUGUUGGAGGAGCAGCUGACCAAGAACAUGCAUCUUCAUAAGGACCUCGAGGUUCUGUCCCAGGAAUUAGUCCGUCUCAGUAAAGAACCUGCUCCUGACAGCAGUUCAGCUGGUACCGGUUGAAACUUCUAGCUGAGUGAUGCUUCCAUUUCCAAAAAUCUUAAAUGGAAGACCAGGGUCAGACUAACACCUGGGACUUUGUUCUUGCAGGCUCAGAACAUUAUUUAAGCCACCCUGGGCUAUGUUCAACUGCCAGAAUGUCUCUAUCCAUCCAUCCAAAUCAUGCAGGGAAUGGAAAUAUUUCACAUAAUUGUUCUUAUUGAAUGUACUGUAAUCAUACAAAACUCAUGAUUAAUUUCCACUUGACGCUAGCUGCAACCUGUCAACCUCCAUUGCAAUUAAACAUUUGCACAGCAUAUUUCAAGAAAAAAAACUCAGUUAAGUUGGAGGCCUCCAGUGUCAGGCUGUGUCUAUUCCCUGGGGACAGACCAACAGAUCCUAUAUUAAAAAGAAAUGUCAUUUAGUUUGUAGCUGUGACUAUUUGUCGGUGUAUCUGUCACAGUCUUUUCUUUCUAUCAAAGCUUAUACUAUAUGAAUGUGAGUGACAUAUGAAUAUAUUGUAUAUGUAUUUAAGAUGACGUUCCCUUAUUUUUAUCACUCUGUUAAUUAUUUUUUGUUUUGAAACUGUUUAACAUCAUGCCUGUAAAUAGAAAUGUCUUAAUUGCUGGGCUGAGUCCAUGUCCUGCCUACUCUGUCGGAUCUUAUUUAUAAAAGAAAGAAGUGUUUGAUUUCUUUUGCCUUCUCUUAAACACUACAUGGCCCGAGAGUCCUCCGGGUCUGUCACGUCCUCUUUGCUUCUGUUUUCUUGCUCUGAUUAUGUCUCGGGAGUCUUGCGGUCUGUCUAUAUUCUGGGUCUUGGAAAGAGUGAUCUCAAAUGGGAAAAUAUUUCUAUCAUGAAGCGAAAUAAAAUGAGUGGAAAAACA
This is a messenger RNA of Syngnathoides biaculeatus (alligator pipefish), 4203 nucleotides long. It is a transcript of the gene gripap1, whose product is annotated as GRIP1 associated protein 1. Gene Ontology annotation, biological process: neurotransmitter receptor transport, endosome to postsynaptic membrane; regulation of recycling endosome localization within postsynapse; regulation of neurotransmitter receptor transport, endosome to postsynaptic membrane. Gene Ontology annotation, cellular component: glutamatergic synapse; postsynaptic recycling endosome; extrinsic component of postsynaptic early endosome membrane. The coding region runs from base 626 to 3343 and encodes 905 amino acids. The transcript has 30 exons. The record is from RefSeq and is a predicted model, not a curated record. Lineage: Eukaryota; Metazoa; Chordata; Actinopteri; Syngnathiformes; Syngnathidae.